Symbiodinium sp. CCMP2456 is the source of this 843-nucleotide messenger RNA. Lineage: Eukaryota; Dinophyceae; Suessiales; Symbiodiniaceae. The record is from the annotation of a GenBank genome assembly.
AUGGUCUCUCAUGAUGUGCGUAAGGGGAGAUCGGCGGUGACGGUGCUGCUCCUGGUAGCCGUCCUGGCUGCUAGCAGUGGAGCGGUCUUGGUUCGCUUGGCCCAUGGUCUGCCGCCGCUGACAGUCGCGUUUUGGCGAACGGGUCUCGCAGCCGUCGCCUUGCUGCCUUCAUGGCGGUCUUUGGGCAGGAAAGACUCCGGCCUGGCAGGGCUGGCAGGGCUUGCCUUGGCUUGUCAUUUCUGGACCUGGUUCGCAUCACUGCAGCGGACUACAGUGCUUCGCUCCACCUUGCUCGUGUCAUCGACCCCUGUUUGGGCUGGACUUAUCGGGUGCGUCACAGGCCAGGACGUCCCUGGUUGGCGGUUCUGGUUCGGCGUCGGGAUCGCCACCGCAGGAGCGUGGUGCAGUGCUAACGCUGGUUUGACCGGUGGGGAUUUCCUUGGCGACCUCCUGGCACUGCUUGGGGCGAUGUUCUGCGCCAUAUACUUGUCGAUUGGGCGAGAUGUGCGACAACGUGUGGGCAUCGGCUGCUACGGCACUCGCAUUUGUGGAAGUUGUGCCACGUGCCUGGCCAUCGUCGCGGUCGUUACAGGAACCUCUUUGUGGCCGACUUGCGCACGCCAAUGGCUUGCAGUCUGUGCGCUCGCGGCCGGGCCACAGCUUACUGGGCACAUCGGCUUCAACUUUGCAUUGCAUCACUUGCCUGCAUGGACAGUCGCAGCUGCUGGCCUACUGGAACCUCUUGGAGCUACGCUGCUUGCUGCGUUGCUUCUCGGAGAGGUGCCCACUGCCAAUCAGAUCUUUGGUGCCGUCAUUGUCGUGGCCGGCCUUGCUGUCAUCUGA